CAAGAACGUAAACAAGAGAGACAGAAAAAUAAAAAGAAAUUUUAGUGAAACAAAAUAAAGAAAUUUAUAAAAGAAAACUACAAAACAUUUAAAAAUAGUGAACAUAAAUUCAAAUAAAAAUUCAGCAUAUUGAAGUGAUUAAUAGUAGAAAGACUGACAAAAUCAUGUAGAAAAGUGCUAAAACAAAAGAAGAAAUUUUAUAAACGAAACAAACAAAAAAUAUGGAUUAUUUUGCCAGAAAAUAGCACUUUCCUAACAACAGAAAAAAGGAAAUACAACUGAAUUACCACAAAUUAUCUUCAAAUACCAAAGUGUAGUUGUACAACCCACGUCGUUGUCGUCGCAAUCUUUGUUUAUUUUCUUUUCUUAUAUUCUUUUGUUAUCGAAAUAUAUAGAACAGCGUCGUUUUGGGCAGCAAAUUGUCAUUACCAAACGUAAAACUGGGAAAAAUUAUGAACUUGUGUUCAUCGGUGGGUGCAACAGCAUCAUCGACAUCGUUAGCAUCGGACGAUUCACAACAAGAAACAACAACUGCCUGUGGUGGCGGUGGUGGUGGUGGUAGUGCAUCAAAUUCAUCUGCCUGUGCUGGAGGCGGUGGUGGUGGCGGUGCUGUAGCAUUGACAACACAUUGUUUUGGCAAUUUAACAACGCCCAGUUUACACACAUCAUCUGCAUCGUCAAGUUCGCAUCAUCAUCAUCAACAUCACAAUCAGGGAAAUAGUAGUUCAAAUAACAACGAAAUGCCACCGGAAACCAGACCUAAAGUGGUGACUGUCAAGCACCCAGAAUCGAAUAAACCAAAACCGACAAUGAAAAAAACAAAACCAAUACAAGCUGAUCAAGAUGUUAUCAAAGCACUGCAAAGAUGUCGAGAUGAAGGCAUAAAACGUUUGGAUCUGAGUAAAUCUUCCAUAACAGUUAUACCACCCAGUGUUAAAGAUUGUGUACAUUUAACGGAAUUGUAUUUGUAUAGUAAUAAAAUCGGUCAAUUGCCACAAGAAAUCGGUCACUUAGUGAAUUUAAAAACCUUGGCUUUGAAUGAAAACUCUUUGACUUUUUUACCCGAUUCACUGCAAAAUUGCAAACAACUUAAGGUGCUGGAUUUAAGACACAAUAAACUGGCGGAAAUACCACCUGUCAUCUACAAACUGCGCUCUCUUACUACUCUGUACUUGAGAUUCAAUCGCAUCACUUUGGUGGCUAAUGAUUUAAGGAAUUUAACCAAUUUAACGAUGUUGAGUUUAAGAGAAAACAAAAUUCGAGAAUUGGGUGACUGUAUAGGUGCUUUGGUUAAUUUGACUACUCUGGAUGUGUCUCACAACCAUUUGGAACAUUUGCCCGAAGAUAUUGGAAAUUGUGUUAAUUUAAGUGCUUUGGAUUUGCAGCACAAUGAAUUACUAGACAUACCCGAGUCUAUAGGAAAUCUAAAGAAUUUAGUGCGUUUGGGAUUGCGUUACAAUCGCUUGAGUUCGGUGCCGAAUUCGCUCAAGAAUUGCAAAUGCAUGGAUGAAUUUAAUGUGGAGGGCAACAGUAUUACGCAACUGCCAGACGGUUUAUUAGCAUCACUGAGUGCUUUGACCACCAUCACACUGUCACGCAAUGCGUUCAGCAGUUAUCCCACUGGUGGUCCUGCACAAUUUACCAAUGUUUAUAGUAUUAAUUUGGAACAUAAUCGCAUAGAUAAAAUACCCUAUGGCAUAUUUUCCAGAGCCAAGGGCUUAACUAAGCUAAAUAUGAAGGAAAAUGUCCUGACGGCAUUACCCCUGGAUGUUGGCACCUGGGUGAAUAUGGUCGAAUUGAAUUUGGCCACAAAUGCUUUACAAAAAUUGCCUGAUGAUAUUAUGAAUUUACAAAAUCUUGAGAUUCUAAUACUCUCCAAUAAUAUGCUCAAAAAAAUUCCCAAUACAAUCGGCCAGUUGCGCAAAUUGCGAAUUUUAGACUUGGAAGAGAAUCGUAUAGAGGUGCUGCCCAAUGAAAUUGGUCUUUUGCAUGAAUUGCAAAAACUUAUACUGCAAACAAAUCAAAUAUCUAUGCUGCCCCGUAGCAUAGGACAUUUAAACAAUUUAACUCAUUUGUCGGUGAGCGAAAACAAUCUACAAUUUUUGCCCGAAGAGAUUGGUUCAUUGGAAAAUUUGGAAAAUCUUUAUAUCAAUCAAAAUCCUUGUUUGGAAAAAUUACCUUACGAGUUGGCUUUGUGCACAAACCUUAAAUACCUUAACAUCGAUAAAUGUCCUUUGAGCACCAUACCGCCCGAGAUACAGGCGGGAGGGCCCUCAUUAGUUUUACAGUGGCUAAAAAUGCAUUCGCCGUACAGGCAAAUGUGAGUGGAUGGUGUUAUACGUACUUAUUACGUAGGGAAUGCAUAUUAUUAUCAAAAUUCGCCAUCGCAACACCAACCAGAGGAUCAAAACUAACAGAGAACCAGGAAAAAGUGUGUAAUUACAUGAGUAUGCGUCUAUAACAUCUAUAAUGAAAUUUGAUUCAUAUCUUAGAGAAUUAUUUCUAUUUCAAAACAAUAUAACAAUUAUUUUAUUUAUAUUAAAUUGGGAUAUCUACUGUCCUUUUUUUAAUGAAUUAUUUAAUUAAUAGAAACAAAACUCGGUUCUUCGAUCAACUAAUAACAAACAAAAGAAAAAUUAUAAAACCAAACGAACGAAUGCUUAAUCAAAACUCAACUAAAACAAACGUUCUACUUACAAUAAGUGUAUUAAAAUUAACUUAAAUACAUACUAAUUAAAAAAAAUUAUCAAGCUUUAAUUUGUUAAGUAAAAUAUAGAAAUAUAGAAAAGUACCAGCUUAAAUUCGAUAAAACACUAAUUAAAAAAAUCGUCACAAAAAACGUAUUAUAUAGAACUACUUUUCAACUAACUACGUAACAGUAUAAAUGUACUUUCAAUUUUUACUCAGCUUUUGCAAAAUCGUCAAAAAUCUAUUUAAAAAGAAAACUUUUAAUCAUCAAUCUUCAAAGUCAUCAAUAUAAGGUUUACAGACUUUGAUAGCUGCAGAAAAAAAUAUUAUUUUCCCACAACACUACAACUGAAGUAUUUUCACUUAAAAACGAACAACAACAAAAAAUUUUCCAAUGGAGACAACAAUUGUUUUUUUUUUUUUGCAUUUCAAAGUUAAAACAAUAAAAAAUUACAAUUUAUAAUAAUUUUUAAAAUCUAGUCACUUUUUAAAUAAAUAACGAGAUUAUUAUGUGUAAAUUGAUUAUUUCUUUUACAAAAAUUUUUGAAUUUUUUUCUUAAAAUUAAAUUAUAUGUAUUUAUUUUUUAAUAAAAACAACGGAGCUUUAAAUAUUUAUAUUAAAAAUAUAAUUUUACAAAUAAUUUUCAAAUUAUUAUUUUUAUAUGUGUUUUUUUUUAAUUACAUAUUAUUUAACAAAAUAAAAACUCGCGCCAAGGAAUUGUUAAAAAACAUUAAAUAUAUAUAUUUAUAAGAAAUCAAAAAAAGUAAUAAUAAAAACCUGUUAGUUAUAUUUGUAUGUAAAUUAAAAAAAAAACUCAUAAAAAACUUUAUAAAACACAUUUAAUAAAUAUUAUUAUUAUAUAUUACAAUAAAAGACAAUGUUGCCUUUUAAGCGGCAAUUAAAAACAAAAACUAAAUUGACAACAAAUUAAAAUUCAAAACAACUAUUGUACAAUGAAAAUAAACCAAACUAUUUAAAUCAUUUAAGACAUAGACAUACAUAUUCUUAUAGAAAUUGUUACAAAAAAAAGGGAACUAAUUUCCUAAAAAAUUUAUUUUAACAUGACUUUACCAAAAACAAUAUAAAACAGACACUUCCAGGUUUUAGAGAGCAAUAUUGUCUUUUUAUGUUUAUUGAAAAUAUUUUUUAAACAAAUCAACAGCAAAGCAUACAUUAUUAAACUUAACAAAAAAAAAAAAAAACAA
Calliphora vicina (urban bluebottle blowfly) is the source of this 3894-nucleotide messenger RNA. It is a transcript of the gene Sur-8, whose product is annotated as Sur-8. The record is from RefSeq and is a predicted model, not a curated record. The transcript has 4 exons. Lineage: Eukaryota; Metazoa; Arthropoda; Insecta; Diptera; Calliphoridae. The coding region runs from base 453 to 2324 and encodes 623 amino acids. Gene Ontology annotation, molecular function: protein binding.